AUGCGUAGACAAGGACAGCCGGGUGAUGUGGAGGAGGAGUCGUGCAGCGAUGAUGAUGGGAGUUUCGGUUUGGUGGAAGGGAUUGGCGAAGAGGAUGAGGAGGGACGUGAUGAUCGCGAUACCGUGACAUAUGGUGGGGCGCUGAUCGAGGUGUUUGCAAGGGUUGAGAGGGCAGCAGGAAAGGGGAAGACAGCCGGGGUUGGGAGGGCAGCAGGGGAUGGGAGGGCUGCAGGGGAUGGCAAGGCAGCAUGGGAUGACACUGCAGCAAGGGGGGGAAGGACAGGCGGGUGUGGGGGGGCAGCAUGGGAUGGGAGGGCAGCAGGGAAGGGGAAGACAGCCGGGGUUGGGAGGGCAACAGGGCAGUGGAGGACAGGCGGGGUUGGGAGGGCAGCAGGGGAUGGGAGGGCUGCAGGGGAUGGCAAGGCAGCAUGGGAUGACACCACAGCAAGGGGGGGGAGGACAGGCGGGUGUGGGAGGGCAGCAUGGGAUGGGAGUGCAGCAUGGGAUGGGAGGGCAGCAGGGGAUGGGAGGGCAGCAGGGGAUGGGAGGGCAGCAGGGGAUGACAGGGCAACCGGGGAGCGGAGGACAGUCGGUAAUGCGAGGGCAGCAGGGGAUGGGAGGGCAGCAGGGGAUGGGAGGGCAGCAGGGGAUGGGAGGGCAGCAGGGGAUGGGAGGGCUGCAGGGGAUGACAGGGCAACCGGGGAGCGGAGGACAGUCGGUAAUGCGAGGGCAGCAGGGGAUGGGAGGGCUGCAGGGGAUGGGAGGGCAGCAUGGGAUGGCCAGGCAGCACGGGAUGACAGGGCAGCAGGGGAGCGGAGGACAGGCGGGGUUGGGAGGGCAGCAGGGACUGGGAGGGCAGCAGGGGAUGGCCAGGCAGCACGGGAUGACAGGGCAGCAGGGGAGCAGAGGACAGGCGGGGUUGGGAGGGCAGCAGGGACUGGGAGGGCAGCAGGGGAUGGCCAGGCAGCACGGGAUGAAAGGGCAGCAGGGGAGCGGAGGACAGGCGGGGUUGGGAGGGCAGCAGGGACUGGGAGGGCAGCAUGGGAUGGCCAGGCAGCACGGGAUGACAGGGCAGCAGGGGAGCGGAGGACAGGCGGGGUUGGGAGGGCAGCAGGGACUGGGAGGGCAGCAGGGGAUGGCCAGGCAGCACGGGAUGACAGGGCAGCAGGGGAGCGGAGGACAGGCGGGGUUGGGAGGGCAGCAGGGACUGGGAGGGCAGCAGGGGAUGGCCAGGCAGCACGGGAUGACAGGGCAGCAGGGGAGCGGAGGACAGGCGGGGUUGGGAGGGCAGCAGGGACUGGGAGGGCUGCAGGAUACGAGAGGCCAACUUGGGUCCCAGGAAGCGUUACAAGGGCAUAA
Messenger RNA from Closterium sp. Yama58-4, 1359 nucleotides. The record is from the annotation of a GenBank genome assembly. NCBI's taxonomy places the organism in Eukaryota, Viridiplantae, Streptophyta, Zygnematophyceae, Desmidiales, Closteriaceae.